AUGACUGAAAAUGUGGACAAUGUCUUAAGGAAGGAUGGAUUUGUUAAUUUAGACUUAAACAAAGCCAGGAGCAAUAUUCAGAAGUUAGAUAGAACAUUGGUUGGCAGUCUUCUUGGCCGACGUCUCCCAUUCUGGGUGGUGCAGAAUGAGCUUAAUAGAAAAUGGGGACAUAUGGGGUUAACUCAGAUCACGCCGAUGGGUGCUGAUUGUUUCUUAUGUUGGUUUGUUAACAUGGAAGCUAGAAAUAGUGUUUUGAUUGGUGGACCAUGGUUACCAAAUUUACCAUUAGAGUACUGGGAUGAAUCCAAUUUGGCUAGGCUGGCAAUGGGCAUUGGUGAACCUUUAUUUAUGGAUGAGAAAACGAAGCUUUGGAACAGGUGUGCUUUUGCACGUAUUUGUAUCAGAUUGGAUUUGUCUAAGCGACUGCCUAAAGGCAUUUGGGCUAAUGGUUUGGAAGGUGCUUUCUUCCAACCCAUUGAGUAUGAAGGGAUCCCCCUGAUUUGUUUGAAUUGUGGUAAGGUGGGACAUAAGGCUGAUUUAUGUAAGGAGGUGCAGGCACGGCCUAAACAACAGGAGUUGAAAACUGGGGAAGUGAAGGAUCAGUUCUGUUCUAUUGCGGAUGGAUUGGGUGUGGCCGCUAAUUCAUCUGAUGUUGGCCUGAGUUGUUCAUUGGGAUUGGAGGGUGCAGUUUCUAGGCUGAAUUUUGGGAAAAUUUAUGAAGUUGUUGGCUCUACUUAUGCUGAUAUUGAUCAUGGGGAAUGGACAAUUGUCACAAGGAGGAAGAGACCAAAUAUUAAAGCUGGUGCUAAAACUAUCAUGAGGGAUAGUAAGCCGGCUGUUUUGGCACCUAAAACGGUAUGGAGGGAAGUUAGUAAAACACAGAAGGAGGUUGAUGUUCUUCAUGAGAAGGAAAAUGCUAAGAGUGUGGCUAAAGAUUCUUCUACAUCUGAAAAUCAGCUGAUGGAUGUUACUCCUUCAGGCAAUAAAUUACCUUGUGAUAUGCUGGUUGAUAGUAAAUUGAAUCCUGGCGGAUUGAAAUAG
Messenger RNA from Dendrobium catenatum, 1041 nucleotides. RefSeq lists its product as uncharacterized. Lineage: Eukaryota; Viridiplantae; Streptophyta; Magnoliopsida; Asparagales; Orchidaceae. Gene Ontology annotation, molecular function: nucleic acid binding; zinc ion binding. The transcript is spliced from 2 exons. The record is from RefSeq and is a predicted model, not a curated record. Bases 1 to 1041 code for a protein of 346 amino acids.